Molecule: messenger RNA, 1522 nt
Organism: Solanum stenotomum
Lineage: Eukaryota; Viridiplantae; Streptophyta; Magnoliopsida; Solanales; Solanaceae
Exons: 1
Coding region: 180-1397 (405 amino acids)
Source: RefSeq, a predicted model, not a curated record
ACAAACAAAAUAUAAUAACAGACUCCUCUGAACUCUCAUAAUCCUUCAUCUUCCCCAUACACAUACACAGCUAAAAAGCCAAAAACAGAGUGCUGAGAAACACACAUAUAUGUAGCAAGAAAAAAUAACCUCUCCAGUUUCUCUCCACUGUGUGUCUCUGUGUAAGAAAGAGAAAAAGUAUGGGAUUUAAAGCAAUGGGAUUCUUCUUCAUUUUAUUCCCAGAAGAUGAAUCCACCAUUAUCACCAAAAACAAGCAAAAAACAAAUCUUUCUCCAUUAAAAUCCAUCAACACUCUGUUUAGAGCACAAUUGAUAAUCUCAAUUUGUGUUUUUCUCAUCUUCAUCACUUUUCUCCUCUUUACAAUCUCAACUUUUGAACCAUCUUCAAGAUUCAAACUUCAAAAUUCAAAAUCUCCAUCAUUUCAACAACAUGCAUUGCAAGGAAUGGGUACUCUGUUCAGAAAAGGAACAAGAUCCAUGAGUGAUUUAAUUGUAGCCCAUGUAAUUGAAUCUGUCACUGUUCAAGAACUGAAAUUGUUCACAAAACUCAUUUACAGAUCCAAAAUCAGCUCAAAAUCCGACAUUUUGUUCGUUUUCCCGAAAAAAUCCAUUCUUUUUGAAAACACCAUUGUUGAAGAAAACACCUCGUUCUUCAAACUCAUCAAUGGCUACGAAUACAAUUCUACCACUUUCAACUCGACCCAUAAUAAAGCGAAUGCAAAUGAAGAACCCAUCUGGGGUCGCAAAAAACAGAGCAAUUUCAUUGAUGAAGACUACAACAGUACUGAGUCAAUUCAAUUGAGUUAUGGGUCAGUUAUCGGGUUUUACGCCUAUGAACUUGACCCGGAAAAUUCAUUAUCCGGGUUUAUGGAUCAUGUUCCAAUGAAUUUAAGAAGAUGGGCUUGUUAUCCAAUGCUAUUUGGUCGAAUCAGAAGAAAUUUCAAGCAUAUAAUAUUAGUGAAUGUGAAAGAAAUUUUCCUACUCGGUGAUUCACCGAGUCGAAUCAAGAAUCUUAGUCAUGACUCAGUUCUUGUUUUUCGAAGAAAAAACUUCGAAAAAACUCAUAAAAAACAGGCAAGCCCAGAAAUUAUCAUGGGCGGAUUAAGAGGAAUUCGAAGAUUAUCGAAUGCAAUGUUAAUAAAAAUCAUUCAAGAAUCGAUGCAACACAAGAAGAAGAACUCGAUUAACGAGUCAGUUCUGUUCAAUCAACUCAUUGGAAAUGAGUUUAUGCUGAAGAAUGUUGAGUUGAAUUUGGACGAGUCAAUUGUUGAACUGAGUUCACUCAGUGAGUUUGAUAAAAAAUCAGGUUCUUUAUUAAUAUUGAAAUUUUUUAUUAUUAGUCGUGGAAAUAGUAAUGUUGAUAUUAAUUAUGUUAUUAAGAAGUACUUAUGUUCAUAGUGAUUGUUGAUUAGUAGUUAAAUUAAUUACAAAAAAAGGUUAAUUAUAGGAUUAUGUUUAGGCAUUUUUAUAGUGAUUGAUUGUCAUGUAAAUAAUAUUGUAAUAGUAAAUGUUAUAUGGAUUAU